Physeter macrocephalus (sperm whale) is the source of this 2679-nucleotide messenger RNA. It is a transcript of the gene ZDHHC3, whose product is annotated as zinc finger DHHC-type palmitoyltransferase 3. NCBI's taxonomy places the organism in Eukaryota, Metazoa, Chordata, Mammalia, Artiodactyla, Physeteridae. The coding region runs from base 279 to 1178 and encodes 299 amino acids. The record is from RefSeq and is a predicted model, not a curated record. Gene Ontology annotation, molecular function: palmitoyltransferase activity. The transcript is spliced from 7 exons.
AUCAGCCUGCGCGGCGGCAGCUCCAGCAGCCGCCACCGCCACCACCGCCACCACCGCCGGGAGCUCGAUGGGCUUCUCUUGCGCGCCGCCCUGUGUCUGGCCGAGUCCAGGGAGCCGCGGCGCCUCGUGCCGGGGAGCCAUCGCUGCAGCCCGAGGCCGGAUCGAGGGUCGGGGGCUGCAGGGGGAGCGACGGCGGCGGCGGCAGCCGAGCCCCACCGGGGGCCUGGGACUGGGGAACUGCCUCCAGCUUCACGAUGCCAGUAUGGACAGAAUAGCUUAUGAUGCUUAUCCCCGCCCACCACUUCCGAGACAUUGAGCGGAAGCCAGAAUACCUCCAGCUGGAGAAGUGCAUCCCACCUCCCCACCCCAGUCCUGUGGGAACCAUGUGGUUUAUCCGCGAUGGCUGUGGCAUCGCCUGUGCCGUUGUCACCUGGUUUCUGGUCCUCUAUGCGGAGUUUGUGGUCCUCUUUGUCAUGCUGAUUCCAUCCCGAGACUACGUGUACAGCAUCAUCAAUGGAAUUAUGUUCAACCUGCUGGCCUUCUUGGCCCUGGCUUCCCACUGCCGGGCCAUGUUGACGGACCCCGGGGCAGUGCCCAAAGGAAAUGCCACUAAAGAAUUCAUCGAGAGUUUACAGCUGAAGCCUGGGCAGGUGGUGUACAAGUGUCCCAAAUGCUGCAGCAUCAAGCCUGACCGAGCCCACCACUGCAGUGUUUGUAAGCGGUGCAUUCGGAAGAUGGACCACCACUGUCCCUGGGUCAAUAACUGUGUUGGCGAGAACAACCAGAAGUACUUCGUCCUGUUUACAAUGUACAUAGCUCUCAUUUCCUUGCAUGCCCUCAUCAUGGUGGGAUUCCACUUCCUGCAUUGCUUUGAAGAGGAUUGGACAAAGUGCAGCUCCUUCUCGCCACCCACCACAGUAAUCCUCCUCAUCCUCCUGUGCUUCGAGGGGCUGCUCUUCCUCAUUUUCACAUCAGUCAUGUUUGGGACCCAGGUGCAUUCCAUCUGCACGGAUGAGACGGGAAUAGAACAAUUGAAAAAGGAAGAGAGAAGAUGGGCUAAAAAAACAAAAUGGAUGAACAUGAAAGCCGUUUUUGGCCACCCCUUUUCUCUAGGCUGGGCCAGCCCCUUUGCCACGCCAGACCAAGGGAAGGCAGACCCGUACCAGUAUGUGGUCUGAAGGACCCCUGACCAGCAUUGCCACUCAGACACAAACCACAUCCCAGCACUACCAUCCAAUCCGUUCUCAUGAACGUUUAAACUGAAAAAGCAAAACAACUACUCUAAAACAUUUUUUUUAAUGUCUCAAGUAAAAUGGCUGAACAUUGCAGAGAAAAAAAAAUGUCCCCAUGUUUUAUUUUUAAAAGAUCAUCCUUUCUAUUUUUUUGGUGACUGAAGCUGCUUUUCUUUUUUCCUUUUAAAAAUCACUUCUCUGAUCUCUGGUUUCCUCUCUGCUGUCUGUCUGGCAUGACUAACGUGGAGGGUGCUGUCUCCAGGCCACGCCCCCUUGUACUAACUGAGUCGUGACUCUUGUGCGUGGAUGGACUGGCCCGGACACCUGUUUGGGACGCAUAGGAGAGCCAGGAGAGCCCAUGACCUCCCACUGCCCAGGAGGCAGUGGCGAGCGCCCAAAUGGGAGUUAAAACCUCACGGAAGAUGGAUGCUUACUCCUUGUGACCUGAGAGAGCCAGGAUCAGGGCUGGAGCCCUUAAAAGGGUCCUUGACACAGUGGCCUCAUCUCCCAUGUGAACACGAUUCGCCUCCUAAUUCACAAAACCAAUUGCCUGCCUUGUACUUUAUGGGCUCUGGGUGUGUAGAAUGACUUAUGGGGUGGGGGAUGGAGAUGAAAGGGGUCUUAUUUGUAUUCUGAAUCACCAGUUAUAUUCCAACUCUGAUUAUUUGGAAGAAUGUGAAGGAAAGAAGUUUUUCCAGUUCAAAAUGCCUUAUACAAUCAAAAGAAGAAGAAAAUGACCCAGCUUCAGGAGAGCUACAUUUCCCUUGUUAACGUUUGCUUCUUCUCUGACCUCCCCACCUCCCUCCCUCUCCUAGCGAGGUGUCGAUUAAGCAGUGUUACUGCCAAGUGAAACAGCCUCAGCUCCACCAUCAACCCCUUCUUCCUCAUUUUGUAAAUCCCUGCAGUGGGUUUACUUUCUGACAUUUUAGACCCAUAAAUGUACACAUACCCAUGUCUUGUCUGUAUUUUAACCUGGGAGACCAUUAUCCUGCGUGGGCUGACCUUGAUGCAAGGGCAACAUUACAGCCAAACAUUUUAAAGUUGAGAGACCCAUCCACUGGAAUCGGCAGACACACCUAAGCCUGCGGCGCUGAAACUGACUAGCUUUUCCAUUUGCACACGUGUGUGGAGUCUCCUUUGAAGGAGGAAGGGCCUGAAGACAGUGGGGGGAGGUGAGGGGACAGGGAGUACGCAUCAAAUGCAGAGGUCGCAAAUCCGACUGCCAUCUCAACAUGGGUUUGUUUUUUUUAAGCGAUCACCACAAACCUUUUUUUAUCUUUUGCUUGGGGUGGGUUUGGGGUGAGGUUUAUUCAGUCAGCCCUGGGUGGGGAGAGACUUCAUCUAGCUAUGUGAUCUUUCAGAAAAGUAAGUGGAACAUGCUGCCUCUUUUCAAUUUUGUCAGUGCUUCCACAUGGAAACAAAACGCAAUAAAAUUUUUCCAAAACCU